Messenger RNA from Zingiber officinale, 1433 nucleotides. RefSeq names its product 2-hydroxy-6-oxo-6-(2'-aminophenyl)hexa-2,4-dienoic acid hydrolase-like. The record is from RefSeq and is a predicted model, not a curated record. Lineage: Eukaryota; Viridiplantae; Streptophyta; Magnoliopsida; Zingiberales; Zingiberaceae. The transcript has 9 exons. The coding region runs from base 186 to 1160 and encodes 324 amino acids.
GCUACGGGUGUCCGCCAAUUGCGAGUGAGUGGUCCGAAAUUGCGUGGUCCGAAAUUACAAUAAAGUGGGCGUUUGUGUUGGAGGAUAGAGUUGAGUUACAGGUGUCCGCCAAUUGCGAGUGAUGAAAGCUUGAGACGGCGAGGAAUUUCUAUCUUCGUUCAGUUUCGGAAUUCACUGUCUCGACGAUGGCCGAAUCGAUCCACUCCCAUGAUGCUUCCUCUGUACCUCAACAAAGAUUUGUAAUUACAAACAACUAUGGUGAGAAGCUUGUUGCCGUGCUACAUGAAACUGGAUCGAAGAAGCUUGUCAUACUGUGCCAUGGUUUUGGAUGUACAAAGGAUCAUGAAAUAAUACUUAACCUUAGUGAUGCAAUAACAAGUAAAGAUAUCAGUGUGGUUCGCUUUGAUUUUUCAGGAAAUGGUGAGAGUGAUGGUACCUCUGAGUAUGACGACUUAUGGAAAGAAGUUGAUGAUUUACAUUCUGUACUCCUCUACUUUUCUGAGAAAGAUUAUGAAACAAGUGCUGUUGUUGGUCAUAGUAAAGGGGGAUCUGUGGUGGUCUUGUAUGCAUCUAAGUAUGCAGAUGCUCAUACAGUCAUAAAUAUUUCUGGCUGCUUUGACUUUAAAAGAGGAAUUGAAAAUGUCUUGGGCCAAGAUUAUCUUCAAAGAAUUAAAAUUGAUGGUUUCAUUGAUGUUAUGGACAAAAAUGGUAAAUUUGCAUUCAGAGUAACUGAACAAAGUCUAAUGGACAUACUAAAUUUUGAUAUGCAUGCAGCAUGCCUCUCAAUUGAUAAGAAGUGCAGGUUGCUACUUCCUCUUGCUCCACACUUAAAGAUCUUCACAGUUCAUGGUUCAGCUGAUGAAAUCAAUCCUGUAGAAGAUGCCUAUGAAUUUGCAAAGGUGAUACCCAACCACAAGCUGCACAUCAUUGAAGGUGCCAACCAUUUUUACACCAAACAUCAGGAAGAGCUGGCUAAAGUUGUAGUGAAUUUCCUAGCUUCUGUUCAGUGUUUGACAAAGUUAGAGGCUCUACGCAUUAUGUCGGACACACUCUUGUGCAUGAGAGUCUUUGGCAUUACAUACGUUCACAUGCUGGUGGGCAUGCACACCAAUGUCUAUCUACCAAGUUCAUAUAACGUCCAACAAGCAGGUAGAAGAUGAUGCCGUGUCAGGCAACUAGAAGAGACCUACAGAACCUGUUUGAUUAUCACCAAUGCAUCCAUGAAGAGGGAUUCUCAAGUGUGCCUCUGUUUUGUCAUCUAUUGCAUUGUACUAAUAUUAUUCAUGGCACGAUAUCAAAUGUAGAGAUCUGAUUCUGCAAAAAUAUGUUAGCUGUAAACAUCAUCGUCAAAUCUGUAAUAAAUUUAUAAUAUUUAAUCUUAUAUUUUGUUUUUAACAAAUAUAUCUUGCCGUUGUUUUAGACUUUGAUUUUUA